This is a messenger RNA of Mus musculus (house mouse), 1651 nucleotides long. RefSeq names its product SSX member B5 (gene Ssxb5). Lineage: Eukaryota; Metazoa; Chordata; Mammalia; Rodentia; Muridae. The transcript is spliced from 6 exons. Gene Ontology annotation, biological process: regulation of DNA-templated transcription. Gene Ontology annotation, cellular component: nucleus. Bases 1 to 480 code for a protein of 159 amino acids. The record is from RefSeq and is a predicted model, not a curated record.
AUGGAAGUGCUUUAUGAACCAAAGAAUAACUGCAAGGCCUUCCAGGAUAUUUCUACAUACUUCUCUGAUGAAGAGUGGGGAAAGCUGACUCAAUGGCAGAAAAGUGCCUACGUGUACAUGAAAAGAAACUACAUCAGAAUGACUGACCUAGGGGUCAACGUGAACCAACCAGUUUUCAUGCGUGGCAAGGAGCAGGCCAAGCAAUUCCUGGUUGAAGGCAUUGAAGAUCAUGACAGUGAAGAUGAAUGCUUUGAAGAAUCUUUUGGUGUGACACCGAGAAAACGAAUGAAGCUGACAUCAGUGACAAUAAGUAUUCAUAAUGUAGAAGGAAGCCUUGCCUCUGGAGAGAAUGAUUCCAACUUGGCAGAAACUGAUGGCAUUCAGGUCAAUGUUUGGAGCCACCGGCUGCGAGAGAGGAAGUAUCGAGUGAUAUAUUCAGAGAUUAGUGAUCCUGAAGAGGAAGAAGAUGAUGAUUACUGAACUGGUAAAUGGUCCUCUGACACAUCUCACAACACCCAGAACACACACGUUUCCCAUAUGGUAUUAGACCCUACCUAAUCAUCCACUUCUAGUCCUUUGUGGUGCAAGACUGAACCGUAUGUAAUAUGUCAUGCUUCCUUUACUGCAGUGCUGGGUAGUUUGGAGACCUUCCCUAGCUAGGAUGCUAUGGGCUUCUAAAUCCCAGGUUAUCACUCAAAGUGUAGGCCAUUACUUCCUCUCGUGAGGCAGGCCCAUGCUCUAGAAGAGGGUGUGCUUGUGGGGCAGAGCUCUGAAGCUGGGUGGAAGGAGAGCAUGCAGACUGUGAAGGACAGGUGGAAACAGAGCGCUGAGUAGGUGGUGGCAACUCACUCGCAUUUCUCUUCCUUCUCUUUCUUGUCUCAUCCACAGACAGUUGAAAUAAGCCCACGGUGGAAGAAGGAUGGAGUGGUGAUUCAACAUCACAGCUCCAGCUUUGAAAGACUAAAUAUCAGCAGUAUAGAUACAUACAUUUAUUUAUAUAUUUAUUGAUUAUAUACAUUUAUACCUAUAUUUAUUUAUUUAUAAAAGUCUACUAGAAUUCUGAGUUAAGCAUGUGUCACGUGUUUGUUCUCUUAGCAAUUUUGUAGGAUGUGCCAAACACUGUUAGGAGUAUUUUUCCCUCAUGACAAACAUUUCCUAUUAUUAUUGUCACUGUGUUGAGCCCCACUAGAACUGGUCUUUCUGUGCCAAGUACUCUUUAAGCAUAGAUCUUUGUGUAUGGCAAGCAUCUGGUCAGCACUGUGGGUAGUACAUGCUAAGCACUCUGUUAGUAUUGUCUUACUGUAUGCCAGCCACUCUGGCAGAAGACUAAUGUUUCAAGUAGGCUAAAUGGCUCAGUGAUAAAGGAUGCUGCUGUCAGACUUGAGUUCAAUUUUAAGACCUACAUGGUGGACACAGAGAACUGGCUCCCUCACAGUGUCCAUUGCUAUUCACAACUGAAGGCAUUUGUGGGUACACACACAUACACAUAUAUCCAUGCAUACAAGCACAAAAGAACUCAAUAUACAAUUGAAAAUAUAAUAAGCCUAUCAACAUUCCAUUUAGCAAGGCAUAUACCUAAUGCAUAUUGCUGGCUGCCUGCCCUGUACUCUGAUGAGGAAUCGUGUGUCAGCUAUCAUUGCACUGGAGCACA